UUUAACAUUUAUACAGAGAAGAAAGCCGGUCAGGCUGGCUCGAGGCUCCGAAGAACGUUGAACUACUAAGUCAUAAACAGCCACCGUUAACAGCUCUGAAAAAAAUCUCUGUUUCACGCCAUUAAUCUAUUUCACAUCAGUUUUGUUUGCUUUUGACAUUGUCUUGGCAUACAUGGUACUACUGCCAAUUCCAGACGUCGUUCAACAGUUACCAGCUGAAAGGACUCCCGACCCCAUGGCAACCCUUGAAGAGACAAAACAGCUCUUUCGUACAGCUGAUGCUGUAUGUUUUGAUGUGGACAGUACUGUAAUAACAGAAGAAGGCAUUGAUGAGUUGGCCAAGUUCUGUGGUGUUGGAGAAGCUGUAGCACAAAUGACUCUUAAAGCUAUGGGUGGUGCAGUGACAUUUAAGACUGCUUUGACACAGCGACUAGGAAUCAUAAGGCCCUCCCAAAAACAAGUUCAUAUGUUUGUAGCUGAUUACCCUCCUCGUCUAACAAAGAACAUAAAGGAACUGAUUGAUCGACUACAUGAGCGAGAUGUCAAGGUGUUCCUCAUCUCCGGGGGAUUCCGCUGCAUAGUAGACAAUGUUGCAAAAAGGCUCAACAUCCCUCCAAACCACGUAUUCGCUAACGACUUGAAAUUUGACUUGAAUGGAGACUAUGCAGGAUUUGAUGAGACUCAGCUGACAUGCGAAUCUGGUGGUAAAGGAAAAGUUAUUGCACUUCUGAAAGAACGGUUUAAGUUUCAGAAGGUUGUCAUGAUUGGAGAUGGAGCCACUGACUUAGAAGCCUGCCCUCCUGCUGAUGCCUUUAUUGGAUUUGGAGGAAAUGUGAUCCGUGAGCCAGUGAAGCAGAAAUCAAUGUGGUAUGUAACCAGUUGCACUGAACUCCUAGAAGCACUUGAAGAAGAAUCUUAAUAACAAAGGAAAACGUGAAGACCAAAUGUAACCAUUAUAAGCGUAGCUCGGACCACUUAGAAAAUAUAAGCUAAAAUGUACUGUGAAUCUGUGGCAAAUUGAAAUGAUGAAGAGUCUGAAACUUGCAAUACAUUUUGGAAGCACUUAGUCUAUAUGUGAUACUAAUUUUGUUUAUAAGAAUGAAUAUAAAAUAAUUUAUGUGGACAUACACUAAUAACCUUGGUUCAACAAGACAGAAUAAUCUUUUUUGACUUCUGAACUAAUAACUUGUAACAGCUGUUUUCACACUCCACAGAAGGUCAUUUGAGUUGUGACCAAUUAAUAUCGAUGACAUACUUCUAUAUGAAUUUAGUAUGGUGGCUUCCCCUUUAAUGUAGGACUUGCCAUUCAGGCCACUGUAAUCCUGACAGAUGACAAGGGGAGGCUGAACAUUGUUAAUCUUGACGGCAAACCAGACUUGUUUACUUCUAGAUAACUCCAUCUGUUCAUUUCUUGUCCUGUGAUUUUGCUUUCCUCCAGUGCCAUUUCUUAAUGUUGGUUUUCAUUCAGUAAUGGGGUUAUCCAUACGGUGUGUUCCUAACUGUUUGUUAAAUACUGUUACUGCUGAAAUUUCUGCAAAAAUAAUUGUAAAUGUUCUACUUUUGUAGUGAACUCUACAGAAUUUAUGACCAGCCAUUUGAAAAAAAAAUUGCAGGUUCUAUUGAUGAAAAAAAUUAGUCCAGGUAGCACUUGAUUAAUGAUCACAAAAGAAAAAAUACUUUGUGUGGGGGGAAAGCCACCAUCCUCCAUAUACAUGCCAUGCAGAGAGAAACCCCCCACAAAAGAAAAAAAUGCUUUGUGUGAGAGCAAAGCCCUCACACUCCGUACAUGCAGUUCGUCUUCAUUUAAAUGUAAACAACUGUGAGAUUACUGCAUUGUUUGGAAACGGGGCUGUUGCUCUGAUGUGGAAUUAUUAGACUAGAGUACACUUUUUUCUGAGUUGAGCUUAAAGGUUGAACUGUAGCACAUUCUUAACCUUGGACUCUACUGAAUUUAAUACCACUAUUCAAAGUGAAUUUUCCAGCUGUACAGCUUACAAUGAUGCUUUAAAAAGGCAUAGAAGAGUGGCUAAAGACAGUUUCCCAGCACUUGUCAGAAGUAAUGGUUAUGCCUUUGCCCUUCUCCAGCUUAAAUACCAAACUUAAUGACUGCACCAGACUAGGAGAAAACAAUAUAUUAAAUAACAAGUGGUUUGGGUAAGGUUAAAAAUAUAUUGCAAUGUGAAUUAUACUUAAUCAUCACAUUGACAUGUUACAGAAUUAUCCCUUUUGCAAGAAGGGAUGCUUUUGCUAAAGAAUAUGACAAGCAGUUAUGCAAUACAGAGUAUUUUAUGCACUAAGAUAUCCUUUUAGCAGCAUUAUUUCAAUAGAAACAUGAAAAGCAAAUCACUAUUCCACAUGCAGGUGUAGGAAUUAAUUUUAGAGGAAUUACAUAAGGUGCAGAACUCCCUAAGUCGCCAUUUAAAUAAUUAUAUGAUGUAAAAAAAAAAUAAUCCAAAAGUUUGCUGGGAAAUCCCCAGAAUUCUUUUAGUGACCUUUGUUACCCUUAUGGCACUGCCUAUGUUAAUUCAUUUGGAAAAUGCUUCAUAAAUGCACAUCUUCCCUACACACGUUGUAGGAGGAAUUGCUUGAGCAUCAGUAGCCUGACGAAAAGAAGAAGAAGAAUGGCAUAACACUUAAUGCUUGUUGCCAUAGGAAUCAUUGCCAGUGCAAUUUCUGAUUGUGUGCUGGCAAUCAUUCACUAAUUUAGGGAGAUUUCUUCCUUCUUUUGAGUUGAUGUAACCAUGGAGUUGGUAUAUAUAAGUUUUUGGGGGGCUUGCUGUCUCUCACUGGGGGUGCAGGGGGACAAAAACAAGAAAAAAGGAUUUUUCCCCUUUUGUUUUUCAGUUAUUUUUUUGUUCUUUUGCAACAUCAAAUUAGGAAGUCAUUGUUUCAUAAUAGAACCAAAAUGCACUCCCCCACCCAAAAAAAAAAUACAUUCCCACAUUUUCUGUUCUACAGUUAUGUUUAUUAUUUCUGGCUAUUUGUUUUGUUGAGCACUUAUUUUGUGAGAAUGGAGUAUGAAAAGCCACAUUUUAUGAAAAAAGAGCUAUUUAAAAAAAAAAGAAUUGUGUGUAUUUUUUGGCAGUGUAUAACAACCCUAAUGGAAUUAGGGAGGUUUUAAAUGUUCUAAACUAUUUUCAAGAAUAAUGAUUAUCUUUUAGUUAUAUCUUCCAUUCUAAGGGAGAGACACAGAGCCUAUGGCUUUGAAUAUGCAUCCAACUUUCAAAAGUUAUAGUUUACAGAAGAAAAAGUAUCUCACUCUAAAAAAGCAUGACUUGUAUGUACAAAUAAGAAAAGUAAAAUCCAAGUAUUUAUUCUAGUCUGAAAAAAGAUCCAACUUGUGUCAUUUGCCAUCUUGUGUAGGUUUUACAUAUAAGAUUAGAGUCUAGAUUUUUAGAUUUUAACAUUUUAGUUUGGCUAGUAUUCUACAAGCUACUGACAUCAUAGUUGUGAUCUCAUCUUAGAUAUUACUUAAGCUACAUAAAGUGAAUUUGUGCAUGUCUUGCACUUUAGCUUUUAUAGCAUGUCAUCACUAUGUGGUAGAUAUUACUAGAAAAAUUUGGCCAUGGGAGUGAGAUAACUUUUAAUUGUAAUGAUGACAUUAAUUUUUGUUCCAGGAUGCCGAAAUGCAUUCUUAACAAAUUGUAAUUUGUCAUAAUAAAGUGGUACAUUAUUGUGUUUCACAGAACUGUUGUAACCCUUUAACAGUUGAAGUAGAAAUGAUAUUGUAUUAAGUGGAACACUUAUGCGUAUUAUACUUAACAGUCACCAGUACAGAUCAUAAGUCAGUUAUUUUAAUAUUGUUACUAGCAGGAUGUAAACUCAUUUACGUGCUGGUGUCAGAAAUGAAUAAAUAUAUUAAUUUAAGUAUUA
Messenger RNA from Protopterus annectens (West African lungfish), 3873 nucleotides. RefSeq names its product phosphoserine phosphatase (gene PSPH). The transcript is spliced from 6 exons. NCBI's taxonomy places the organism in Eukaryota, Metazoa, Chordata, Ceratodontiformes, Protopteridae. The record is from RefSeq and is a predicted model, not a curated record. Gene Ontology annotation, molecular function: magnesium ion binding; L-phosphoserine phosphatase activity. The coding region runs from base 173 to 919 and encodes 248 amino acids. Gene Ontology annotation, cellular component: cytoplasm. Gene Ontology annotation, biological process: dephosphorylation; L-serine biosynthetic process.